UUGAAAACACGCAGUUCGCAACAUUUUGUGGGAGCUCGGUCGGCGCCCGGUGGAUGAUCGGAGCGGGAGUAUCUGCAGCCCACUUGCAGGCCACGCCGCCAUUGCUGCGACCAGCGCGAGCCGCGGGAGCGCGAGGUUCACUCACUCACCAGAAUGAAGCGAAAGGGCCGGCAGCACCGGGCGUCCGCGCAGCAGCGGGCCGCCUCCCCCAUCAGGCCUUCGCCAAACCGCGAGACGCUGACGUACGCGCAGGCCCAGCGCAUGGUGGACAUUGAGAUGGAUGGGCGUGUGCACCGCAUCAGUAUUUACGACAAGCUGGAUAUCGUCUCGGAGGAUGACCCCGCUGCUCAGGAGAUGGUCGAAUGCACAAGCAACAAGGAGAACAGGGAUAAGUCGCAGCAGGUGCCGGUGCGCUCUUUGCGGCUCAAGAACAGCCAGCAGAAGAAGAGCGCAGCUCCGGCGAGUGUUCAGAGUGGGCCGGUGUCAGGGAGCGCGCUGCCGGAGCCCAGGUUCCGCACAGUGGAGUACAACCUCCCCGUGGUGCCACGUAGGCCGGCCGCUUACUACAAGUAUGUAGAAAAGAGCCCAGAGGAGCUGGACGAGGAGGUGGAGUACGACAUGGACGAGGAGGACUACGCCUGGCUGGACCUGGUCAACGAGAAAAGGCGGAGCGAUGGCUUUGGCCCCGUGUCGCAGAAUGUCUUUGAGUUUCUCAUGGACCGUCUGGAGAAGGAGUCGUUCUUCAAAAGCCAGGGCCAGGCGGACCCGCAGUCACUCAUCGACGAGGAUGCCGUGUGCUGCAUCUGCAUGGACGGCGAGUGCCAGAACAGCAACGUGAUCCUCUUCUGCGACAUGUGCAACCUGGCCGUACACCAGGAGUGCUACGGUGUGCCCUACAUCCCUGAGGGCCAGUGGCUGUGUCGCCAUUGCCUGCAGGCGCCAGCGCAGCCUGUCCAGUGCAUCCUCUGCCCUAACAAGGGAGGGGCCCUCAAGAAGACAGAGGAUGACCGCUGGGGGCACGUGGUCUGUGCUUUGUGGGUGCCGGAGGUGGGCUUUGCUAACACGGUCUUCAUUGAGCCCAUCGACGGCGUGAAGAACAUUCCAGCAGCCCGCUGGAAGCUCACCUGCUACCUCUGUAAGGAGAAGGGUGUGGGUGCUUGCAUCCAGUGUCACCGUGCCAACUGCUACACAGCUUUCCACGUGAGCUGUGCGCAAAAGGCCGGCCUCUACAUGAAGAUGGAGCCCGUGAAGGAGGUGACGGAGACAGGCUCAACCACCUUCUCGGUGAAGAAGACGGCCUACUGUGGCUCGCACACGCCCAACGGCUGCGUCAGGAGGCCCCUCACCAUCUAUGAAGAAGCCAAACCCAAAAACGGGCUUUGCCAGAAGGGGGGCAAAGUGAACGGCAGGGUGAGGACCAAAGGCAGUCACAAGAAGAAGAGUAAAAAAGUGGACUGCGAGCCUGUGGCUGUUGUCCCAGCCGUUACUGUGCCGAGCAUUCCCGCCCAAAGGUUUAACGCAAUCCUCAACCAGGUCUCUGUUCAGAAGAAGAGGGCUUUUGCUGAGCUGGUUCUGAGUUACUGGGCCCUGAAGAGGCAGUCAAGGAAUGGCGUUCCCUUACUGCGGCGGCUGCAGUCCACGCUGCAGAGCCAGAGGUCGGCACCACGGAACGAGAGCGAGGAAGAGUGCCGGGCACUGAAGGAGCAGCUGAAGGAGUGGCACCGGCUGCGUCACGACCUGGAGAGAGCGCGCCUUCUUCUAGAGCUCAUCCGCAAGCGAGAGAAGCUGAAGCGAGAGCAGGUGAAGCUCCAGCAGAUGGUCCUGGAGAUGCAGCUCAGCCCCUUAACCAUCCUGCUCAAUUCAGUGUUGGACCAGCUCCAGGAGAAGGACCCGGCCAAGAUCUUUGCGCAGCCUGUCAACCUGAAAGAGGUACCAGACUACCUGGAACACAUCAAGCACCCAAUGGACUUCUCCACCAUGAGGAAGCGCAUCGGCGCUCAAGGCUACAGGAAUGCGGAUGAGUUCGAAGCUGACUUUGACCUCAUUGUGGCCAACUGCAUGAAGUACAAUGCCAAGGACACCAUCUUCUAUCGGGCUGCGGUGCGUCUGCGUGACCAGGGUGGAGCCGUGCUUCGUAAGGCCCGGCACUACUCCGAAAGCGUUGGCUUCGACUACAGUACCGGGAUGCACCUGCUAGAGGCCCCAAAGCUGGAACCCCGGCCGCCAUUCUCCUGGGAGGAGGUUGAUCGGCUGCUUGUCCCGGCAAACCGACAACGCAUGUCACUGGAAGAGCAGUUGAAAGAGCUGCUGGAGAAGCUGGACCUGACAUGUGCCAUGAAGUCGAGCCCUUCCCGCAGCAAGCGGCUGAAGCUGCUGAAGAAGGCCAUCAGUGAAGUGCGUCACGAGAUGAGCCUGAGGAACGUGCUGCCGGCUUUCCAGGAAACCUGCUGCUCUGUGGCAGAGGAGGUGGUGUCUGCUGGACAGAGCGCCGAGGACGACGGGGACAAAUCGAUGCCGCCGAUGCUUGAGCCGUCUGAUACGCUGCCCCCGCCUCUUAACUCGGACACUAACUCAGAACCACCAACCCUGAAACCGGUGGAGCCCACCCCCGACAGCAAGUGCCACCGGCGUGUUAAGUUUGACAAUGAGAAGACAGACACUUCAGGGUCUAAGGAGAUGCCAAACGGACAGAUACCGAACCACUUGCCGCUCAGCACGGCAACCACAUUGAUGCCACCGGAGCCCUCCUCCCAUGUGAACCGCCGCACCUCUGUGCUCUUCAGGAAGUCUAAAAGUGUGAGCCCUCAGAAGCCGGUUAAAGCGAGCGAGGCACAGCCUGGCUGUCCCCCACUGGGCACAAAGACGUUCCUGUCUGUGGUCCUUCCCAGACUGGAGACCCUUCUGCAGCCGAGGAAGAGGUCUCGCAGUACCAGUGGGGACAGCGAGGCGGAGGACGAGUCCCCGGUCAAGCGCUUGGACACAGGGUUGUCCAAUGGCUUUGCGGUUGAUCCGCAGAAAGAGCUAAGCCCCAGCAGACAGCUGGAGCCACGUAGGAGGUGUGCGUCCGAGUCAAGCAUCUCCUCAAGUGGCAGCCUGCUGUGCAACACCAGUUUCAGCCUUCCCAAGUGUGGCAAAGGAAAGCCGGCACUCGUGCGCAGGAGCACCGUGGAUGACAAGAGCGAACUCAUUGCCUGCAUAGAAAAUGGAAACUUCGCCAAAGCUGCCAGGAUUGCAGCUGAAGUCGGCAACAGCAGCAUCUGGAUGCCAGCAAGUGCCGCCACUGUCGUACUGGAGCCGCUGAAAUUGGUAUGGGCGAAAUGUAGCGGAUACCCCUCAUACCCUGCCCUGAUCAUAGACCCCAAGAUGCCCCGGGUGGGCUGCCACCACAACGGUGUUUCCAUCCCAAUGCCCCCCAUGGACGUACUCCGCAUUGGAGAGCAGAUGCAGUACAAGUCAGGAGAGAAGCUCUUCCUCGUCCUCUUCUUCGACAACAAGCGCAGCUGGCAGUGGCUUCCUAAAUCCAAGAUGGUCCCCCUAGGCAUCGACAAGACUAUCGACAAGAUCAAGAUGAUGGAGGGCCGUACAUCCAGCAUCCGCAAGGCUGUGCAGACGGCCUUCAAACGCGCCAUGAACCACUUGAGCCGCGUGCAGGACGAGCCCGUCAGUGACCUGAGUGACGUGGACUGAUCCUGCGCUUUUGCCAGAGGCCUUGUCGGGGCCCCUGUAUCCGCUACCUAUGCACAGCACUCCCGCCCCCACCUCUCUGCUCACACAGCUCUUUAUGAAUGAAUAAACAUGUAGGGCUGUGCACGUUUCACUUUUCCUUCCACUUCCACUACUAAAUAGCUCUGUAUUUAAUAAGCAUUGUACAUAUCUGUACAUUUCCUCACUAUAACUUAUUCUGUAGAUUUUUUUUAAAUUGUACUGUACAUUGUUUUUUAUUAAUAUUUAUACUCAUUUGUGUUAGCACAAGGUUGUGUCUUUACUGGUGCUAUGAACAGUCCCGGCCGAGACGGACACUUCACACAGGGCUAAAACGGCCGUUUGGAAAGUAUCUCCACCUUUUUCCAGGUAUCAUUUUUUUUUUUUUCUUUUCUUUUUUCGUUUUUAAAUUAUUGAAGUUUUUCACCUGAGCUCCACUUGUUGGCAAAUGUUUAUUUUUUUUAAUAAUGUUUUUUUUAAUGAGAAUUUUACUAUGGUUUUGUUUGUAUAUAUUUAUAUAAAUGUAUAUCUGUAUACUUCAGAUGCUCCGUGGGAAAUCUUUAGUAGCUAUGGAAACUGAAAGUGCGCCAUUCUCAUGAAACCAAAAAUAGUCGCUGCCCAGAUUUUCCUUACCUUUACUGUUCCUUUUCUUCUCUUUUGUACCUCUGUCUCUGUCUCGUGUGAAAGGCGUCACGCAGUUAACUGUCUCUUCCUUUUUAUACCAUGGUUUUUCACUGUGUUUUUGGGACCUUUGAAUCCCUGUAAGGAUGUGUGUGUAUUAUUGAGGGAAAAGCAUUACUUUUUAUACGGGAAAAACGGUGUGAAGUUCACUGGCACUGAUUUUGUCGUGCCGCAGAUUAUUGGUGAGCUCUGUGUUAGUCCUGUAAUUUUGAUGGUUGAACUGUAAUACUUGUGAUGUUUGUUACGUAGGAUCCUGGGUAGCAAAGGGUAGGUCUAAGUUCUCACGUGGUAUUUUACGUACAUAGAACUGGUACUUUAUUUUUUCUUUUCUAAAACCACAUUAGAUAACGAGAAUAGGCCCUGGAAUGGCCUAGUGCUUUAUUUUGGAUUUUCUAAAUGAAUACACUGAAAAUAAA
Scleropages formosus (Asian bonytongue) is the source of this 4799-nucleotide messenger RNA. Its product is annotated as bromodomain-containing protein 1-like. Bases 154 to 3687 code for a protein of 1177 amino acids. Gene Ontology annotation, molecular function: protein binding. NCBI's taxonomy places the organism in Eukaryota, Metazoa, Chordata, Actinopteri, Osteoglossiformes, Osteoglossidae. Gene Ontology annotation, biological process: regulation of transcription by RNA polymerase II. The transcript has 14 exons. The record is from RefSeq and is a predicted model, not a curated record.